AUGACUGACGAUGACUUCUUCGCCCGUUGGCGUAUUCCUGACACGCAGGACCAUGCAGAUCAAGUACUCCAUGACCAGCUCCUUGCUGCUCAGCUUCAAGCCGGCCAUGCCACCGCUCCUCCUCCUCCGCGUCCCCAGCCGGGAAUGGCUCAUGUCCAGCCGAUAAGAGACCACUCGAACAUCGACCCCGCCAUCUCAGGCGCGCCUCCCACUGCUGGAAUGAUCCCCGCUCCCCCACCGCAAGCCCAGCAGCCACAAGUUCAAACCCCAGAUCAAACUAUGCAAGACGCGCCGGGCUCGGAACCUCGCAAGACCUAUGGCAAGCGUGAGCUAUCCACCUCGAAGCGCGCCGCUCAGAACCGUGCUGCUCAGCGCGCCUUCCGUCAACGCAAAGAGGGGUAUAUCCGGAAGCUCGAGGAACAAGUCAAAGAAUACGAGAUCAUGUCCGAGAACUACAAGGCUCUCCAGGCAGAGAACUACCAGCUCCGCGAAUACAUCAUCGGCCUGCAGUCUCGCCUGAUCGACUCGCAGAAUGACGUCCCGGAACUGCCUCCCAACAUUGACUUGACUCAACCUCGUCCCGACACCACAGCUAUGCAAGCAGCAGGUACUGUCGGCGGCCCAGGCCCUGCCGCUCAGCUCGCCGCCGCUUCUGGGCAGCCUGAGCAGAUGAACGCUCUGAACCGCAUCGCUGUUGCUGGCUUGGGAAUGCGCAAGCACCAACAUGAAGAAGCCGCUUUUCUGGGCAGCAACAACUUCCCCACCAAACGCGUCCGUGGCGACAUGGUCGUUGAUGAUCAAGGUGCUGUCCCUACCGACCCUACGCAAGUCAGCAAGAUGGAAGGCGCUCAACCACCGAAUAUUCCAACUUGA
Uncinocarpus reesii 1704 is the source of this 873-nucleotide messenger RNA. RefSeq lists its product as uncharacterized. The transcript is spliced from 3 exons. Bases 1 to 873 code for a protein of 290 amino acids. The record is from RefSeq and is a predicted model, not a curated record. NCBI's taxonomy places the organism in Eukaryota, Fungi, Ascomycota, Eurotiomycetes, Onygenales, Onygenaceae. Gene Ontology annotation, molecular function: transcription cis-regulatory region binding; DNA-binding transcription activator activity, RNA polymerase II-specific. Gene Ontology annotation, cellular component: RNA polymerase II transcription regulator complex.